AUGUCUGAGGUGUGCGGGAAACGGAUAUGGGAGCCACUGAAGCGGGAGGCCGCGGCCCCGACAAUCGAGACAACCACCCGCAAAUCAAAAGUUGCGAGAAAAGAUGCUGCCGAAAUCUAUACGAAUUUUACGAGUUUCGGUAGCUCAACGUUGCCUUACGUGAAGGUCACCAUUGAAGGCGAGCUGUUAGCAUUAGUAGAUUCGGGUUCAAGUGUCGACUUUUUACGUCAAUUCGGUAUGAAUAUUAAUUUUUCUGCCGGAAUGUGGAGCUUCGAUGCGGAGCUCGAGCAGUGGUAUAAAUUCGAGGAGCGUGAGGGGUCGUGGGACUACGCAUGUAGUGGAUUGCCCGAGCUCACUUCAGAUCAGGUGCGUAGGUUAGAAGCAUUUUUGAAGAAACGGUUGCCGGUCAAGUUCGAAGGCGUUGGAGUCACCUCCCUAGCCGAGCAUCGAAUAAAUAUAGGACAGCAUGCGCCUAUACGUCAGCGCUGCUAUUUGGUCUCUUCCAAGGUGCAGGAAGCCAUUAGGUCAAAGGUAGAUGAGAUGUUAGCUGCCGGGGUCAUCGAACCUUCUAACAGCGAAUGGUCGAACCCCAUUAUUAUGGUAAAGAAACCAAACGGGAAAUAUCGAUUCUGCCUCGAUUUUAGGAAAGUAAAUGAAAUCUCAAAAACGGACGCUUAUCUAAUCCCCAACAUGAUCGGGAUUCUAGAUAAGUUACUGGCAGCGCGUUAUAUUUUGACGCUAGAUCUCAGCCAGGCCUAUUUUCAAAUUCCGUUAGCGGAGGAUAGUCGGGAGGUCACAGCUUUUCGCGUCCCUGGAAAGAGACUGUUCCACUUCAAACGGAUGCCGUAUAGUCUCACCGGCGCUCCUGCUACUUUCCAACCGGCUCUAGUCCUGGAGAAUCAACACGAAGAAGAAAACGAUGACGACGGAUUCAGCGACGAGAGCGAAGACGAACGAGACGAAGAUGGUGCUGGUGAUGGCAGGACAAACGAAGUACAUAAUCGACCGAAAUUUGUGCCGACUUUCAAAUAUGUUAAAGAGUCGAUUGACAUUUUCAAUGGUGAUGAGGAAAAAAAUGUGAAACUACGGAUCCAGAAAUUUGAAGAUAUAGCAAAAUUGU
This is a messenger RNA of Dinoponera quadriceps, 1120 nucleotides long. RefSeq lists its product as uncharacterized. The record is from RefSeq and is a predicted model, not a curated record. The transcript is spliced from 3 exons. NCBI's taxonomy places the organism in Eukaryota, Metazoa, Arthropoda, Insecta, Hymenoptera, Formicidae. The annotation marks the transcript as partial.